This is a messenger RNA of Erythranthe guttata (spotted monkey flower), 2088 nucleotides long. RefSeq names its product putative inorganic phosphate transporter 1-3. Gene Ontology annotation, biological process: transmembrane transport; phosphate ion transport. Gene Ontology annotation, molecular function: phosphate transmembrane transporter activity. NCBI's taxonomy places the organism in Eukaryota, Viridiplantae, Streptophyta, Magnoliopsida, Lamiales, Phrymaceae. The record is from RefSeq and is a predicted model, not a curated record. Gene Ontology annotation, cellular component: membrane.
UUAAAAAUUCAGAUUAGUUAGCUGGGAAAACAAAUUAACAAAUAAAUAAAAUAGAAAGGAGUUGACAUUUUAGGGAAUAUUCCAAUAUGCCGGAUAUUAUCCUUAGCUGACCUUUUAUAUAUAGUUGCCAUAAUUCAGUAUGCUCUUAUCCCACCACAAGCUCAUCUCCGACAUCGUCGUCCGAUUCCCGAACCUACUCUGCAGCCAACAAUGGCGCGGGAUCAAUUGGAAGUGCUCAACGCACUUGAUGUAGCGAAAACUCAACUCUACCAUUUCACCACAAUCGUCAUCGCGGGGAUGGGCUUCUUUACGGACGCUUACGAUCUGUUUAGUAUCUCAUUGGUCGCUAAGCUAUUAGGCCGUCUUUACUACACCAAGCCCGGUGCACCAAAGCCUGGCGUUUUACCUCCGAGCGUUUCCUCCUCGGUCACCGGUGUGGCACUCGUCGGAACCCUAAUCGGGCAGCUCUUCUUCGGGUGGCUCGGCGACAAAAUGGGCCGCAAAAAAGUCUACGGACUAACGCUCAUUAUUAUGAUUAUAUGCGCAGUUGCCUCCGGCUUUUCCUUCGGCCACACCCCAAAGGGUGUGAUGGCGAGUCUCUGCUUCUUCCGAUUCUGGCUGGGCUUCGGCAUCGGUGGCGACUACCCUCUCUCCGCCACCAUCAUGGCUGAGUAUGCCAAUAAGAAGACUCGUGGUGCGUUUAUCGCGGCGGUUUUCGCCAUGCAAGGUAUGGGGAUCUUGUUCAGUGGGAUUAUUUCUCUGGUCGUAUCGACAGCGUUUGACCGUCAGUACCCCACCCCGACCUACGAGCAAAAUCCGGCUCUCUCCACACCGCCGGAAGCCGACUACGUGUGGCGCAUUGUCUUGAUGUUUGGCGCUUUACCCGCCGCCUUGACUUUCUACUGGCGCAUGAAGAUGCCUGAAACCGCCCGUUACACUGCUCUCAUUGCGAAGAAUGCUAAACAGGCAGCGGCAGACAUGGGCAGAGUUCUGAACGUGGACUUGGAAGCCGAAGAAGAGAAGGUGGAGAAGAUAUCAAAAGGCAAAAGUAACAACUUCGGCUUAUUCUCAAGGGAAUUCCUCCGCCGCCACGGCCUCCAUUUAUUCGGAACCACCUCCACUUGGUUUCUUCUCGACAUCGCUUUCUACAGCCAAAAUCUCUUCCAGAAAGAUGUGCUCUCCGCCAUCGGAUGGAUCCCUCCGGCCAAAACCAUGAACGGCAUCCACGAGGUCUUCAGAAUUGCCAAGGCCCAAACACUUAUCGCACUCUGCAGUACCGUGCCUGGUUACUGGUUCACGGUGGCGUUUAUUGACAUCAUGGGAAGAUUCGCCAUCCAACUAAUGGGAUUCUUCUUCAUGACGGUUUUCAUGUUUGCUGUGGCCAUUCCUUACGAACACUGGAAGACUCAUCACAUCGGAUUUGUGAUAAUGUACGCCCUUACAUUUUUCUUCGCCAAUUUUGGGCCCAACGCCACCACAUUCGUUGUGCCCGCUGAAAUAUUCCCAGCCCGAUUAAGGUCCACGUGCCACGGAAUAUCAGCUGCUGCUGGAAAAGCGGGCGCCAUUAUUGGAGCUUACGGGUUUCUUUAUGCCGCACAAAACCAAGACAAAACAAAGACUGACGCCGGUUAUCCACCGGGCAUUGGUAUUAAGAAUGCUCUAAUUAUUCUUGGAUGCAUCAAUGCACUUGGAAUGAUUUGCACAUUUGCUGUUCCCGAGUCCAAUGGAAAAUCACUGGAAGAGGCAUCCCAAGAAACUUUUGGUGACGAUGACGACGAACCAGAAGGAGUUUGAAGUGUGAGAAGCUUAAUUAAAGCUUGUGUUUUUAUUUUUUUUUAUUUUUUUGUCUCUCAAUAUAUUAUUUAUUUUUGUUUGUCAAUAAUUAUAUGUUUGACAUGUAUUUGCUUUGGAAUACUCUAAAAAUCCAAAGCCUUGUGUGAUUUGCUUUGAUUCACUUUUAUAAACUUUUUUUUCUUUAGGACAAUUUGAAAUCUUAUUAUGUCUCAUUUUUUGUGUUUUAUUUUUGAGACAUAUUUGCUCUUAAGUGCUUAUAUCCUUUUCAUUUUUCACUUCUUGUACACUUCACUU